This is a messenger RNA of Cydia pomonella (codling moth), 6634 nucleotides long. RefSeq lists its product as uncharacterized. The record is from RefSeq and is a predicted model, not a curated record. The transcript is spliced from 2 exons. NCBI's taxonomy places the organism in Eukaryota, Metazoa, Arthropoda, Insecta, Lepidoptera, Tortricidae. Bases 4137 to 6344 code for a protein of 735 amino acids.
AUUACCGGCAGGCUUAAUAAUGUCCGGGUAUUCCUCAAGUAAGGUGUGAAACGGCAUAUUACCAGAAAUUACUUUAAUUUUGGGGUAAGGACAAGCUGAAGCAUCUACAGCGGCUGAUGAGAGCAAAGUUAUUCCAUCGACUAAACGAGCAUAACGAACAUCGACAAGUAAAUGAUAAAAUGAGAGAAAAUCCACUCCGAUAAUAGGUUUGCUCACAUCAGCGAUUAAAAAGCGCCAACAAAACAUACGGCGUAAAUUAAAAUCAAGUGACAAGGUAAGCCAGCCAUAAGUACUAAUGGUAGUAUUAUUUGCGGCGUAAAGUUCAUAAUCAGUCUUAAUAUGACGUCGUUGCGCACGCAAAAAGCUAACCGGAUAAACACAUAGAUCGGACCCGGUGUCCACCAAAAACUGAAUUUUUGUUUUAGCGUCAGUAACAAAUAAACGCUUUGACACUGGAACACUUUCACUGGCCGCUACGAGCGACCGAUCUACUAGUUUUUUGAAUACGCACAAGGGGGAAUGCACUUAUCUGCCUUUUCCGCAUACUUGUAGUGGUACCAGCACAGGCGCUGGCCGAGAUACAUCACAAAAUAACUUGACUGAUCCAAAUGAUUUUUUUUCUAAAUUCAGAGAUGAACCGCCAUUGAUUAAGUCCCGAAGCUCUGUAUCCGUAGCCUGUGACAAAGCUAAAAUCUGUCAAAAAAAAAAAAAAAAAGCUAAAGUCUGUAAUCUGUAAGUCUGUAAUACCAUAUUAACCAAUAUCUGAGAUGACAUGAACGGAAACUAACCAAAAACCUAAUUUACCGGGCCUCUAUAACUAGAUUAUUACUUUCCAGAUAAAUAUUGACUUCGAGUUGUUGUAUCCCGAAAAGGGCUUAAACUUUUACUUAAACUGGGAUCCAUUUUAAGAAAAAAAGAUUGGACUGAAACAAACACAAGAUGAAAGAAUUAUAAACCUUAUUGAUUCUUUGAAGAACAUUGAAGGCGAAUUGAAACUCUCUACUCAGCUGACGAUCCCAGCAAAGCUGUUACCCCCCAAGUGAAGACUUGAAAAAAAAAAACACAACAGAAGAAGCGAUUGAAUCAUUAUUUAUCUGCAUUCCGGUAAGUGUUUAAUUUCUAUAGACAUUUUCAUAUUUUUACUUAAUCUUUAUUGCACAAUAGAAAACAUUAUCGUGCAAAACGCGGACUAAUCCUAUGAAGCAUUCUCUACCAGUCAAUUAAUUUCUGAUAAAUAAACUAAGAAUUUUUAAUUCUUAUUCUUUGAUGAUAAUAUUUUACACUACUAUUUUGUUCUAAUUAAUGACUACUAAACGUCAACAGAAUUAAGAUUUACUGACUUACAUUAAGAUAACAAUUAAAUGUGCAUUCUGUUCGCAGCGGAAUAAAUACGCCACCACCAACGCCGCCGGAGGAUAUAUCACCUCCUCACCACCUGAACUGGUGGCGGCCCUAAUAUGGUGGCCGCCGGCGGAUACACCUGGGCUUCCGCUGCUGCCGGUGCGCCCCGGAGACAUCGUGCAUCCAGCGCCUUCGCUACCACCAAGGCGUCUGAGGCGUCCGUUAACACCCGACCCGGUGGGUAACCUGGCUCCUCGGCAGGAACGGAGGCGCAGCGCGCCAAAUUAGGUUAGGUUAUAAGGUUAGGUUUAAGGUUAUACAUAAAUAUAAUGAAAGCUUAAAGUAGGUAUUAAAAUUUAUAAUUUACUUUUAAAAGUAGUUUCAUUUUAUUAUUAUAUUAUAAAUAUAAACUAAACCCAUCAAUAGUAUUAUUGAUUGACCUUUGUUGAACUUGUUAAGCACUCAACUUUUUUUUAACUCAGAAACUUAUAUAACAAGGCAAGUCGUCAAGAGAUUUAAUUUUAGAACCGAAACUGCGAGGUACGGAAUUUGAGUUGGGUCCUUAGAAUUAAUGCAAUUUUAAGUGAAUGUGUUACUAACCAGAUGUGCCGUUUCAUAUGGCGUUUAUGAAGAUUCUGGACAGUCAAAUUCUGGAGAUGAAUACUAUGAGCCGCGGAGCAAGAAUCUGAAGCAUGAGAUGUGAUAAGUGACGUUUUUAAAUAUAUACAUAGAGCGACUGUAUUAAUGCAUUAUCUCAGACGAAACCGUAGAGAAGAUUAUAGAGUAAUUCGUUUUCUUCUACAGUGGCUUUGUUUAUUAUUAGAUUGACUUCAACCCAUACAUCCGGAACACAACCCAUUACUCAUGGCACGCAUGGCAUACAACUGCAUUGUUCCACGUAUAUGGAAAUUACCCAGAUUUUCUGGUCGAGCGUAUUGUCCACUGUCACCUGGAUGAGCAUUAGCAGCUCCAUAAUACUCUAUUCGGAGUAUCGAUAUCUGUCGAAGGUGUCACGGCGGUUUCCCAGGAUUACGAAGCAACUGCCAUUUGGUUCAAGAUCAUAAACGACGAUGGAGAUCAUCCGACUCAUGAAAACUACAUGAUUAUUAAAUAUGCUCCGAUCCAGUGAUCUCGUGUGUGUUUAAGUGUGCAGUGCUAGCUAGUAUUUUAACUUUAGGGGUUAUAAGGUUUAAGUAGUAUCAGGGACCGUUUUAAAAAUAACGGAUGAAAAACAGAAAACAAAUUGUUGGCGUUAAUACGCGCCCCCACUGUCUGGAAGGCCUUCGAGGUGGAGGAGGAUAAGGAACGCUACGAUGAAGAUAAAGAUGACACCGAGCGAAAUUUAAAAACGAGCCGAUAUAUGCCAUGCUGUUAAAUGGUAGCGAGCCUGAGCUAAGUAUGCUUUGGCAUAUUGAGAUGCUACUAAAAGAAUCAUUAGAAGAAAUAGUACAUUGCUAUGGAGGCCGGGAAACUUGGGUUGCAGGCCAAGUAGAUAUAUACGGCUGAGCGUAACGAGGCCGGAUAAAGAUACGCGGCCGGCAACCCCGUUUCUCGCCGAGAUUUGUAUUGUGCUUUUCUCGGACUUGCAAUAAAACAAAAAAUUGUAGUCAAUUUGUUUUGUGGCGACGUACUCGGCUCGCCACUCUACCAGCGGUGCUUUACGCGCGUAAGUCCGCGCGCCAGCGCGAUGCGCCACCGCCGUUGCUUAGCAACGAAUACGCACAACAGAUCACCGUACCAAGCUAACUGAAAAAUAUUAUUUGUUGAUUGUUGAAUACUAAGACGUUGUGCCCCAAUUUAACGUUAAAAAACAAAAGAAGGUUGCUUUACAGUCCUAGGUGUGUAAGGCAGUAUGAAAUUCCUUUACAUAUCUUCACUCAUCGCACCUGAUAUGUAGUAUUUCCGGACCUAAUUUGACAUAAGUCAUGUCAUGAUUUCAUAGCAAGUUUAAGAAUAAAUAAUUUAUAGCCUCAAUAACGUGUAGGCGUGCGCGUGUGUAUAUGUGUAAACUCAUUUCACACAAACGGGAGGCGACGGAUAUAUAAGCGCACGUAUGUCUUUACAGCUCAUACAGUAUCUGACAAGCGCCAGUAUAACUCACUGUACGCACGCACGCUGACACGCUCUCAGUGAUUAUAAUUAUCUGUGUGAGUUUAAUAAUCGUAUAUUUUUUUGAAACCGAAGAAAUUACGUCUUCAACAUCAUAAUCCUCCGCCAACCUCGCCGUGUUCAACGAGAUCGGGUCUGAUUUCGUGAAGUGGAUGCCCAUUAGCGUGGAGCGCUCAUUGUAUGAAAACUUUUUUUUAUGGGAAAUUCGAUUUUGCGGGGUUCUUGAAAGUGGCCAAUUAGCCUUAAUAUAAUGUAUACAAAAUCUUAUUUAAAUUAAUCCCCGGGAAGUAUUGCCACCAGGCUCCCAAACUUUCAGAAAAUAUCAAAUUUCUCGAUAUUUCUGAUAGGCUAUAAUAUACUUAACUAAUAAAGUUUACUUAAAAGAUUUCUAUUAUUCGAGUUAUUAAUAACAUAAAUACAAUAAAAAAAAUUGAAAAAUGACAUAUUUUAUUGCAAAAUAAUUUUAAAACACUUGCCAUUUUCGUCUGCAAAUCGCGCGAUGGCGGGAAUUCGGGAGAUGCACUUCGCCCCCGCGCAGGUCAGGGGCGAGGGGCGGGGUGGUUUGACCUUAAACUAGCAAGUGUAAUUUAGUGUGAUUUGUCAAUUCUAAUUGAUCGCACGCCUGUUUUGCUUUAAUUUGUGAAGAGUUUAGCGAACAUAAAUCACGGCGGGAGCGCGCGCAUAUAAUGAGUUUACGCAGUGGAAAGAAGUGUCCAAUAUUUGUUAAUGGACAGGAAUUACCUCAAAACGUACUACCUACUUACGAGGAUGUUAUCAGGUACUACUUACUUGUUACACAAAAUAUACAACAACGCCAAGAUCGCGUCAAAAUAACGGCGGAAACCGUUGCUACUGAAAUCGAAAAGAUUUGGACGAGGGCUUCCAUUCCCUUUAUAGAACAUCGCACCAUUGUAGCUCGUAUAAAAGCAUACCACGAUAAGUACCGCUUUAUAUUAAAACCUUACCAAAAAAGGAAAAGUAAUGAUAAUUAUUUGCAAAAGCUACAGCAGUUCAAAACAGACAGCAAAAAGUUAUUCGACAUAGCUUCUUGCAAAUGUUCGUGCUUCAUUUCAUGUUUGUGCGAAAAACGUCGAAAAAUACCGAUACAAGAAAGAGAUUUUAUGAUUGAUCAGAGGAAUGAGAGAAAAAUGAUGAUUGGGUCCAUAGAUUUGGUAACUACGAAACGAUUUGAGAGAAAACUUGAAAGAGAAGCUAAGAAAACCCCAUGUGAAAAACAAGAAUUAUUGACCGAGACUGGGGCGAUUGAUAUCGCAAAACCUAGAGAUGGAUCGAGUUUUUCUAGGGAGAUAAAUAAUGAAAGCAGCUUGAAACCCUUGCUAUCUGUGAGUGAGGCUCCUCGUAACACAAGUGUGCCACCAGUAUCGUAUGCGACAGUUGCAAGAACAUUGGAUCGUUAUGGGAUUUCUGAUAGAGCCGGUGCUGCGUUAGUUUCUGCCACCCUCCAAGACAUUGGUUUAAUAACAAGGGAAAGCUCAGAUAACAUUGUUGAUCGGUCCAAAAUUCGCAGAAUGCGAUCUAAAGCAAGAGAAACAGUUAUGAAACAAGGCUUCACUGAUAUUCCAGAGUACAUUUGCAUUUCAUUUGAUGGCCGGAAGGACAAGACGUUAGUUCAAGAAGACAGUAGAAGAAGAGUUAUAGUAGAAGAGCAUAUAACUGUGUUGAUGGAACCGGGGUCAAAAUACUUGGGCCAUAUAUCUUUGAAGUCCGGGAAAGCUAAAGAAAUUGCUACAAGUUUAUGUUCCUUUUUUGCGGAAAAUUCAAUUAGUCUGACUAAUAUUCUGGCUAUCGGUUGUGAUGGGACUGUCGUUAACACGGGCAACAAGGCAGGAAUUAUAAAACUGAUUGAAAACCAACUACAACAGCCACUUCAAUGGCUAAUAUGUCAACUGCACGCAAACGAAUUGGCUUUACGACAUCUAUUUGAUAACUUGGACGGCUCUACCACGGGUCCAAAAAGCUUUAGUGGGCCGAUUGGCAAGUCACUAAACAAUUGUGAGUUACUUCCUGUUAAAUCCUUCAACGCUAUAACGUGUUGCUUACCAGAUAUAACGAAGAGCCGCGAUGAUCUGAGUACAGACCAAUUGUAUCUGCUGGAAAUGUGUCAAGCGAUCAGUAAAGGCGAGUGCGACGAGAGAUUGGCAAAACGCAGGCCUGGAAAAAUAUGUCAUUCAAGAUGGCUUACUACGGCAAACAGUAUCCUCCGACUCUACAUUGCGACUGAAAACCCAGCUAAAAAUCUGAAAAUACUGACAGAGUUCGUAAUUAAGGUUUAUGCCCCCAUGUGGUUUCGCAUUAAAACUCACCCGAGCUGCAUUCAUGGCGCCAAACAUCUAUUUGAUACAAUUCAACUCUCACGAUACCUUCCGGACAAACUUAAGAAGGUGAUAGAUCCGGUAAUACAGAGAAAUGGCUAUUUUGGCCAUACAGAAAAUAUCCUGAUUGCGAUGUUAGCAGAUGACCGGAAGCACAAUAGAGAACUUGCACUGAGAAGGAUUUUAAAAAUACGCGAUAGUUCUACUGGUCGUACUCCUAUGCGAGUCUUUAAAGUACCAAAGUUUAAUUUCGAAGCACAGGAUUUUACAGAACUCGUGGCCUGGGAUAAGCCAUCUGAACCACCUCUCACCAAAAUUUACCCUACCGACGUCAUUCUUGCGGCCUUGAUGGAUCCCGAAAAAAACACCUCAGAAAUAUUGCAGGUCUUUCAGGAUAUCCCUUGUCACACUCAAGGAACAGAAAGAUGCAUUAAAUUAGUAACGGAAUCUUGUGCAGCUGUUUGUGGACAAAAUCGAAGAGAGGGCUGGAUUAGAAACAAAAUAAAAUCGUUCCAAGUAAUGCCCUCAUUCAACACGAAAAAAGAGUACAAAAUUGAGUAAAUUGUCGAUUUUACAAUGUUAAUUUACAUUUUAAAAAACCAGAAUAUCGCUGUUACAUUGAUUAAUUUUAAUUAUUUCACUUGUAUUUAAUUACUAUGUUUUUAUAAUUUCAUGAAAAAAUACUUAGAAGUGCACUUUUAAUUUUUUUUAAUAAACCAUUGUUUUUCCUAAUUAUCAGAAUUUCAAUGCCGUGGUGGCAAUACUUCCAUCCAUUUUACGAGUUUACUCCCAUAAUACAUUUUAAUCCUAAUACCAAUAUGCAACUUUCCCGCACCCCGCCUUUUUCAAAA